Lecanosticta acicola is the source of this 1897-nucleotide messenger RNA. Lineage: Eukaryota; Fungi; Ascomycota; Dothideomycetes; Mycosphaerellales; Mycosphaerellaceae. The record is from the annotation of a GenBank genome assembly.
AUGCCCCUCAAUCCGAGCGCUCUCAGCCCCCUCGGCGACGUCGACCAGACCUCUGAAUUCCAGCCCUUUCCCUCCCGUCGCUCCGUCGUCCACAGCACCAAAGGAAUCGUCUCAUGUACGCAACCGCUCGCGGCACAAUGCGGUCUCGAGGUCCUACACAAGGGAGGCAACUGCGCAGACGCCGCGGUAGCAGUCGCCGCAGGCCUGAACAUGACGGAGCCGGGCAGCACGGGCAUAGGAGGAGACAUGUUCUGCCUGUUCUACAACGCCAAGACCAAAAAGGUGCACGCCCUCAAUGGAUCGGGUAGGUCGGGCAAGAACUGUACGUUGGAGACGGUGAGGAAGAGUCUGGGAUAUCAGGACGGGCAGUGGGGCAAGAUACCGAUGGAGAGCGUGCACGCAGUCUCGGUGCCAGGAGCUGCUGCUGGUUGGGUGGAUACCGUGAAGAAGUUUGGAAGCGGGAAGGUGAGCCUGGAGGAGAUUCUGGAUCCUGCUGCGAGGCUUGGAGAGGAGGGAUUUCCUGUCAGUGAACUGAUGGCUUCUUGGGUGGGUUGCAGGUCGAGCCAGAUCAUGCGGGUGCGCGAUGCUAAGAAGACAGCAGUGGCAACGAAGUGAGCCGUUGUUGCGAAGAGCUUCCCCAAAUGGAGCUGAGAUGCUGAAGAAGGACCCGAAUGCAAAAGACGGCUGCAGAGCACCGCGUCCAGGCGAGAUUAUGAAGAAUCCAACUCUAGCGAACACCUUGCGGCUUGUAGGAAAGCAUGGCAAAGAUGGCUUCUACGCAGGCUCCGUGGCAGAGGAGCUCAUAAAAGUGGUCAAAGACUUGGGCGGACACCUGGAGUUGGAAGAUUUGAAAAACCAUGCAGAGCUGGGGACGGAAGAGGUGGAUGCGAUCAGUCUCAAAUUCCGCGGUCAGGGCAUUGUCAAGUCUCACGGGAAACACAUGCAAGAUGGCAGUGAAGAAGGCGUCGAACUUUGGGAGCAUCCACCCAACGGCCAGGGCAUCGUGGCACUCAUGGCACUGGGUAUCAUCCAGGAGCUGGAGAAAGCUGGCAAGAUUCCGAAGUUUUCGAGGAAGGACCACAACUCUGCUGCAUACCUCCAUGCAGUCGUGGAAUCACUGCGGAUAGCCUUUGCAGACGCCAACUGGUGGGUGGCGGAUCCGAACGUUGCGAAAGUGCCCACACAGGAAUUAAUCAGUCCGUCGUACCUGGCUGAGCGAGCGAAGUUGUUCGAUUCAAGUAAAGCCAAUCCACCUCUUGACCACGGCUCGCCUGCACACAAUCACUCCGAUACGGUCUACUUCGCUUGCACUGACAGCGAAGGUAACGGCAUCUCAUUCAUCAACAGCAACUACGCAGGAUUUGGUACAGGAAUCAUACCCAAAGGAUGCGGUUUUACACUCCAGAAUCGUGCCGCGAAUUUCGUUCUACAACCAGAGAACCACCCAAAUAUCCUUGCACCAGGAAAGAGGCCUUAUCACACCAUCAUUCCAGCACUGACUACGAACAUUAGCGAUCAAAGCUUACAUAGUGUCUACGGUGUCAUGGGAGGCUUUAUGCAGCCCCAAGGACAUGUGCAGGUCCUUCUCAAUCAAGUCGUCUUCGGAAUGACUCCACAGGCUGCACUAGAUGCGCCGAGAGUAUGCAUUGGUGCCGGCAUGCCCGGCGAGGAUGGUCAGGUAUCCGAUAUGGUCGUGAAUCUGGAAGAGGGCAUAGGGGAAGAAGCCGUCGAGGGGAUGAGAAAACUCGGGCAUCAGGUUGAUGUUGUCACGGGUGCUGAUAGAGGGUUGUUUGGAAGAGGACAGAUUAUUCGAUGGCACGUAGACGCGGUGGAGAAUCGGGGUGUCUGGAGCGCUGGGAGUGAUCCGAGAGGGGAUGGACAUGCUGUACCUUUCUAG